AUUUGGUAAAACGUUCUCCAUCUCGAGAAAGUGUUAUUGCUCGCUAGUUUGUUUGUCUGAAACAAUAAUUUUAAUUAAUCAGUGUAAAAAUAUCAACCUAAUUUUUCUAUAUAAUCUAAACAAUACUAUUUUUGUAGAUUUUAAAAUUUACUAUUUUAUUUGUUACCGAUUUUAUUUUCGGAUAAAAAGUUUUAAAAAAUCCAUAAAGAUGCUGCUAAUACAACCAACUGAAGAAAUGUCGAAACUCAUCAGAGUUGAGCUAAAUGAGAAUGUUGCGACGAGACAAAAUGACCUCGAGUACAUAAAAGAGUGGCUUAAGAAACAGCCUCAUUUGCCAGACAGUUUUGAUGACUACAGGCUGAUGACUUUUCUUCGUGGUUGUAAAUUUUCACUUGAAAAAUGUAAAAAAAAAUUAGACAUGUAUUUUACAAUGAGAGGAGCUGCUCCCGAAUUUUUUACAAAUCGUGAUGUUACUAGACCAGAAAUGAAAGAACUUGUAAAAAUGAUUCAAAUUCCUCCACUUCCUGGACUAACGAAAAAUGGUCGUCGUGUUAUUUUAAUGCGUGGAUUGGACAAAGAUUUACCAACCCCAAAUGUUGGUGAAGCAAUGAAAUUGGUUAUGAUGAUUGGUGAUGUACGUUUAAAGGAAGAACUUGUUGGUGUUGCUGGUGAUGUCUAUAUACUUGAUGCAGCAAUAGCGACACCAUCACAUUUUGCAAAAUUUACACCAAGUCUUGUUAAAAAAUUUCUUAUUUGUGUACAAGAAGCAUAUCCAGUUAAACUCAAAGAAAUACAUAUUGUCAAUGUCAGUCCAAUUGUUGAUUCAAUUGUUAAUUUUGUUAAACCAUUUCUCAAAGAAAAAAUAAGAAAUCGUAUUUUUAUGCAUAGUAAUAUUAAAACACUUUACGAAUACAUACCUCAAGAAAUUUUACCAACUGAGUAUGGUGGUAAUGCUGGUACUGUCAAGGAAAUAAAUGAUACUUGGAUGAAAAAAUUGGAAGAUUACACACCGUGGUUCAAAGAACAAGAAACGGUUGUAUCUAAUGAAGCAUUGAGAUGUGGAAAACCAAAAACUCAAGAUGAUUUAUUUGGAAUAGAUGGAUCAUUCCGACAACUUUCAUUUGAUUGAAUUUUUUUUUUUUUUUUUAACUAUAUAAUAGUUUUAGCACAGUGGUUAUAUAUAUGUUUUUUUUUUUCAUUGUUGUUUUAAUACAGAAAGUUUAUUAAAAAAAAAAAAAAAAAUUAAAAAAGGUCUUCUAAAGGGAAGUGAAAGCACAAAUUUAUAUGACAUUAUAAGGACAAAUUUUGAUAGUUUAUAUUUUUGAAUAUUUUUAUAAAGCUUUAGCUUUUAUUUGAUUUUUAUUUUACUAUCCAUGUACGAAUUAAAUUGACACCUGAACAAAGUAAAGCCAUCAUAGGUGGCAGAAUACAUAUAUAUAUAAUAUAUAUAAAUUAUAAAUUUAAGAUGAUGAUUUAAAAUAUGAAACCUUGUCGUUUUUCAUAUUUUCUCGCAAAUUACGUUACUUCAAAGAACAGUUGAUAAAUGUUUUCUUUAUGCUUUAACAAUGAAUAAAUUAUAUAAUUUUCAGUACGACGGAAAAUCGGUUUUUUUUUAUUCACAGAUAAUAUUUUUUUAUGAUAAUUUUAUUUCUGUUAUUUUUACUGACAAAUUAUUUUUUCUAGAAUUAGUCAUAAACAACAAAUACUUGACAAGUUAUGCAAUAAUAAAAAAAAAAAUAUAUUAAAAUAACGUUUUUGAAAGCAUAUAAUACAAAAUAAUUUGAGCUAAAACUACUUAUCAACUGUAGGUAUAUUAAAAAAAAAUAUAUAGUAUAUUAUUCUCCAUCAUAUUGAAGAAUAAAAAAAAAAAAGAAUUCCAAUUUGAAACAAAAUUUUAAAGAAUUUAAAGAUUUUAAAGUCGAUAUCAUUUGGAAAAGUUUUGUACCACAAAAUAUAUUUUACUGAAAAGUGAAAAAGUCAAGCGUGUAAAUGAUAAUUGUUAAUAAAUACAUAAAAAAGUU
Molecule: messenger RNA, 2021 nt
Organism: Aphidius gifuensis
Lineage: Eukaryota; Metazoa; Arthropoda; Insecta; Hymenoptera; Braconidae
Product: alpha-tocopherol transfer protein-like
Exons: 5
Coding region: 209-1129 (306 amino acids)
Cellular component (GO): membrane
Molecular function (GO): phosphatidylinositol bisphosphate binding
Source: RefSeq, a predicted model, not a curated record